Messenger RNA from Acanthaster planci (crown-of-thorns starfish), 9841 nucleotides. Its product is annotated as mitogen-activated protein kinase kinase kinase 11-like. The record is from RefSeq and is a predicted model, not a curated record. Gene Ontology annotation, biological process: protein phosphorylation. Gene Ontology annotation, molecular function: protein binding; ATP binding; JUN kinase kinase kinase activity. Lineage: Eukaryota; Metazoa; Echinodermata; Asteroidea; Valvatida; Acanthasteridae.
AGCAUCGAUGACAUGGCCCUGCUUCUGUCGUCGGACCUGGGGCGGAAAUCAACGACUAAGUUUUCGAUAUUAUAUCUUAAUAGCGACAUCAAAACUGACUCGAAAGCAUGUUUCAAACAUUUGUGUGACAUGAAGACUACCACAGCUGUGUUCACCCCAAGUAAUUCCCCUCUCAGGAUUGCCCCUUUGUCAGCAGAGCACAUAGAGGCUAAACAUAGCCUAGUGGUUCCCAUCGUCGAAUGUCCCCUGUGGGAGACGAGACUUUCUUGGACACAAUGGAUCCUCUACAGAGUGUCCCUGAGUCACCUGGAGCCUCCAAACAACGGGAAUCCAAGGAAAACGGGACAAGUCUGUGCACUGCCAUUUAUGACUAUGAGGCAACAGCAGAUGAUGAGCUUACCCUACGCCGUGGGGAUCUUGUAGAAGUGAUUUCCAAGGAGAUAUCAGUGUCUGGAGAUGAUGGAUGGUGGACGGGAAAAGUCCGUGACAAAGAGGGGAUAUUCCCCAGUAACUAUGUCAGCCAGCCUCAUGUCCUUCUACAAAAGGAAAAGAACUUUGGAAUUACAGAAAUCAACUUUGAUGAGAUUGUCCUCAGUGAGGUGAUAGGAGUGGGCGGAUUUGGGAAGGUCUACAGAGGCAUUUGCGGGGCAGAGGAGGUCGCUGUGAAAGCUGCACGGACAGACACUGACCAAGAUAUAAGUGAAAUCAUGGAUAAUGUGCGACAAGAAGCAAAGCUCUUCAGUUUGUUGUCACACCCAAACAUUAUAACACUCAAAGGGGCAUGCUUAGUGGAACCAAAUAUAUGCCUGGUUAUGGAAUAUGCUAGGGGUGGGGCUUUGAACAGAGUUCUUAGUAACAACUGCAAAAAGUUGGGCUUGCCCCCAGAUGUUCUCGUUGAUUGGGCCUACCAGAUUGCUGAAGGUAUGCACUACCUUCAUUCAGAUGCACCAAUUCCUCUCAUUCACCGAGACCUCAAGUCCAGUAAUAUCCUCAUCAAUGAGAAGAUUGUCGACAAUGAUUUUUAUGGAAAGACUCUGAAGAUUACUGAUUUCGGCCUGGCAAGGGAAAUGUAUCGUACAACCAGGAUGAGUGCUGCUGGUACCUAUGCCUGGAUGGCCCCAGAAGUCAUCAAGUCCUCACUGUUCUCAAAGGGGAGUGAUGUGUGGAGCUAUGGAGUAUUACUCUGGGAACUGCUCACUGGAGAGGUACCCUACAAAGGCAUUGAUGGCCUGGCUGUUGCCUAUGGCGUCGCAGUGCAGAAACUCACACUACCCAUACCUUCCACGUGUCCAGAGCCCUUUGUCAGAAUACUAGAUGAAUGCUGGAACCCAGAGCCCCACCAAAGACCAAGCUUUUCAGAGAUCCUCAAUCACCUCAGGGAAAUCGCAGACUCACCGUUCAUCGACACACCACACGAGUCAUUCCGCUCUAUGCAACAGGACUGGAAGCAGGAGAUCCAAGAAAUGUUUGAUGAGAUAAGACUUAAAGAAAAGGAGUUAAGGACAAGGGAGGAGGAGCUGAUGCGGCAAACCAUAGAGCAGCAGUGUCAUGCCAGGGUCCUGCGCCAGCGGGAACAGGAGCUGGCAGAGCGUGAGAUUGACUUGCUGGGCCGGGAGCUCAAUAUCAUGAUCCUCCAGCAGCAGCAGGACGACAAGCCCAUGCCCAAGAAGAGGAGGAAUAAGUUCAGACGGGGCAAAGUCCGCAGGAGCAACAAGCGCAUCAGUGGACCCUCUGAUUUCCAGCAUAAGCUGACAGUGAGGACUGACCCAUCGUAUGACAGAAGGGACCCUCGGUCACCACUGAGUCCAGAAGAUAGCCCACCUAAAAGCCCACUGCCCAGGUUAAGAGUCAUUGCACUGCCCAAGGGGAUCAAGGGAAAGACUUGGGGCCCCAGCUCUGUUCAGCAGAAAAUGAAGGAUCGGCCCUUUAAGGCGUACUCCAUGUCAGAAGCCACGGGCAAGAAAUUUACCAAUACCAGCACACCAAGCCUUGGCUAUCCGCAAUGGUACAACACCAUCGGUAAUGCCUCCCACGAUGAAGCAGAAUGGCCAACAGAUCUUGGCCUGCCCAAAGCUCACUGGCCAAGUGUGGGCCCUAGCACAGAUGAUGGUGAGUCAACAGAUGACUCUCGGACGUCACCCCGUAACUCCCUUAAACGAGAAAGGAAGCGCACCACUGCCAGCCUGUACACCAUGACAGCCAUGCUGGCCUCGGUGGCUGUAGGAUUCGAUAUACGGACUCUGAACCAGUUCAGACAGGAUGAGCUGGAUUUCCGCCAUCGCAAGAACUCCUCAGCCUCUGAGAGCUACAGCCGUCAAGGCAGCCUGUCAUUCCAGCACGACCUGGACGAUUCCCCGAGCAUGUCACAGGCUUCAACCGUGCGACUCAUCAGUGUGACAUCCACCAACGACGAUCACAAGCACUACCUCAGACAAGGGUCCUGGCAGGGCUUUGUGGACUCCACAUCCAACCUGACCAUCAAGCAGAAUCCAGCCUACAACGAAGAGACCAAGGCCAUGGCCCCCGUAGAGCCAGUACAAGCAGCCACAAAGACACACAGGCGUACGGCGUCGGCAGACAACAACCUUAGCUACUUGUCGCACAAAAGGACUCCCUCGGAUAGUUCAUCACCCUCCUAUUCGUCUUUCACAUCUACCGUCAAGUAUGAUGGGACUGAUCCCUGGAGUAGCCCUGAGUCUGAUGUGUCUAGAUUACCAAACCCACCUCAAGCUCCACCGAGGAGAAUAAGCCUGGUGCUACCUUCAGACACACACCCAGAGCGGCCACGGACUCUUGAUAUCUCUCCAAGACCAAGACCUUACUCUAGAGCUUACCUGACACCACAGCCUGGUACCCAGGACUCCCCGCUUGGGGCAAGUCCAGCAGCAGCAGCAACUGCUACUCCAAAACACAGUACCUACACGUCGGAUGUGUCACUGAGCUCUGUGACCCUUAGUCCAGCCCACCAUUACCAAGCAGCAGGAGGGGCUGAGAUGCCACGGCCCACUGCCACACCCAGUCCAGCUCACUACUACUCACCACAUCACCAGGGUGCCUCUGAGCUGUCCAGAAGCCCAGCCCACCACUACUUACCUCCCCACGCGAAUCCCUCGCAUACACCCCAGCAUCACCAGUCACCUCACCCUCACGUCGGAGGCCAAACCCCGUCCCACGCUGCUCAGCAUUACACCAGCCCGCAGCACCAGCACCACACGCCAUUGCACACUCCGCACCAUCAACCCAGGAGUUUGGAACAGCGAACAUCCCUACUGGAUGAGGACGUAGUGGGACAGAAGGCGGAUGACACAAUGCCUUUGGUGAGAGAAGGACAGGAGAACAAGCCCAGGAAACUCUCAGUCCUAGAACUGGAGGAAGAGUUCUUAUGAUGAUUGUGGCAAGUUCAAGGUAAUUCCAGGUGGUAUGGACUCUUUUACGGGUGUAGCCUGCUAGACCUUAAGUACUUCCUGUGUGUUAUGAUUCUCUGUACUACUGGUACAAGAAUCGGGUUCACCAUGAUGUGUUUAUUUAGUACUUUGAAAUCUGUAAUUAUUAUUCACCUGUGACACAGCUGAAAUUUCAUCAGCAUGAAUUCUCCAACUUCAGUCAUCACCAUUUAAGACAGAGUUGACUUUUAAAAUAUGGAAUUUAUUAAAAUGUAUUCUUAAUACUCAUUAUGAGGAGAAAAAUUGCUUCAAUUUAUAUACAUGUAUGCUGAAAAAUAUCUUGUUAUAGAACUGUAUUCACUUGUGUACUGGUAUAUUGCUUUAAAUUAAAAGGAGUUGAUUGGGAACUAAUUCAAGUGGUCAGCAGACAGUCUUUGGCUGCUGGUUUUACAACAUGCUCCUUUGGUCUGUUAAUUGGAAAUCAGCAUUCCACUGCUUUUUUUUCAUUUUCUUUGGUUAAAUCUUGCUUUAUUUCCUAAUGGACGGUGAUUGGAUUGAGUAGUUUUCGUUAAGGGCAUUCCAACCACAGAGUCAUGUUUAAAUGAUUCAAGCAGUAACAGAACAUUGAGCAGUGGCGUGGCCAGUGUACAGUGCAGCACUAGAUCAAGGAGAUCAGGAAUCCACCAUCUAUUAGUAGAUGCAAGUUUUAGGGGGUCUUUCACGUUCCAUUUUGUAGUCAAUACCUUUGCAGAAUUCAUGUGUCAUGUAAAUUUUCUAUCAAGAUUUGGAAUACGAGUCUCCAUUUCCUCAAAAUCUCUUUUUGAUAGGUUGGUGUUUCUUAGUACUGUCAGUGUGUAAUCAUGACCCCAGAACAAAAUUUCUUGUUGGACUUUUCUCAGAGCUGUUCAGGUCAGUGUGGUGAUAAUUGCUUUUUGCUGUUUCAGUGCUGUUUGUUGGUGUACCAAUCAGUGUGUGCCAGUUACUCAAACUAAAAGGAACUUAAGGAUGACAGCCACUGCUUGAUUGUCACUUCUGUUGUACACAAGCAAGUGGGCAUACUGAAGUUCGAUGUACAUGUAUGGCAGUUGAGACCAACCUUAUGAUAGAUCUGUCGUCAACUAGAUUUUGUCUCCUGUCAGUUUUUCAUUCAGUAUUAGUGCUUCAACCAGAAUUCACAAGUGUGCACACAAUUUGGAGCACACAGUCUUUUGGAUGGUAGUUAACCUCUGCUGACAUUGCGAUAGGGGGAUUGAAUCAAGAUGUGUUCAGAACAAUGUGCAAAUAUGGCUAAGAGUACUGGUAGAGAUCUUCAUCAUAUAUGUACAUGUAUUUGUACAGCUAUGAGAGACCAUUUGCUUUGAUAAAUGUAGACAAGUUGUCAUUCCUAACGUGGUCUAUUCUCCCAUCUCCUUUUCUCGGAGAACGCUACAUACCACCAGCUUUAUGAUUCAAGGAUUUUGUGGAAAGUAACACCCAGAUGAUUGCUUUGAUUGUGUAGUUUUCUGUUGCCAGCUAACAUGUACUGGAUUUGGAUGGCAUUCAUCCUCAGUUUUUGGACUGAAUAUACAUGUAUAUUAAGUUGUUUUCAGUCUAUUACUCUUUCCUUCCACAAUGUACUUCAUCAUUGUCUUGUCAAUCAGCUGCUUUGUGUACCAUGGUUUGAGUCUUCAUAACAUUCCUGUCCAGCUACAGAUUUUGUGCAAUUCAGUUUAGGGCUGACCCUUUUUUCAGCAAUGCCUACAUGUACCUGUAUGUGUAUUUCUCCAUGAUUUUAGUUUAAGUGGGAAACACAGCUUCUUUGGAAUUUGUACCCAGUGCAGCAUACUAUCCAUGAUAACCAACACAGAACUACUUCUCUGAACAUUCUCCAAUGAAUUGACUCAAAGUACUCGUACAUCUGAGAAUCUGAGAAUCACCUGCAGCUGAUGUCAUGUCUUCAAAACCCCAAGUUUAGGUGCAAAUUGGAUACAGGACAAACAUCCUUGAAAAGGUGUUUUAGGACAAGUAUUCUUAAAGUACUCGGUGAAGUACAUGUACUUCUCUCUCGUAAACUUUUAUUCUUACAAAACUGUGAUUUGUGGAAGUUUCAAAUUUAUUUUGUAUUCUUACCGUUGUGUAUUAUGCAAUGUUCAUAUUCCCCAGCUUUGUUCACUUACAACCAGUUCAUCAUAUGACAUUAAGCUUGAUAUGUGAAAAGUGCGUGUACUUGAUUACAACACUAAUAUUUGAUAGUCAGUACACCAAACCACUUGUGAUCAUCAUCAGCAGCAAUACAUACACAUACACCUACAUGUACAUGUACAACUCUGUGAAAUUGGCAGUGCCAUGAAAUUUGGCAUUACACUUUAAACAAGUGAACUAUCCAGCUUUAAUUCACGGACUUAUUUUGCUCCAUCAGCUUUUGUCUUGACAUUGUUUCCCUUCUUGUUAAGUACAUUUGUCAUCUCGCAUCGGAAGAUUAUGGAUUCGUUUCAUGCUGGUCAUGAUAACUGUAAAGUGAAGGAGGUACUAAUUCAGAUGUUUGUUUAUAAUCAGAAUUUGUAAUUAUUUGUAUAGUACAAACACCACACAUGGGUUGGUAUGCACAUAUACAAGGAUAUGAUUUGUUUAUCAUUUGUUAUCAUUUUCCUGAUAUGAACAAAGAUGGUGAGAUUUUGGUUAAUACUCUUGUUGUAUGAAUGUGUUUCUCUUACAAAUAAUUUGAGUUUGAAAAAUGAGCACCAGUCUGCUGUUGUUGCAAGGUCCAUUUCAAAAUUACCUGUGUAAUCAUAGUACACUGAUCAAGGGAGGUCAAUGUGUUGUUAUUUCUCAUUUCACCUGGCUGUUUAAUCCACAGUUUGGAUUGGACUGCUUAAAAAAGAGCCCGAGAAGCUGUGUGUAUGACUACCAUUCAUCCAUUCAUCUUGAUUGAGUUCCUUAGCAAGAUACCGGUAUGGGCAUCUGGGCUUGGUAGACAUGUAUUCAAGUGUACCUGAAAUAGGUUUCAAAAAAGUACAAUUGACGGACUGAGCAUUGACUUGGUACACUCUCAGACAAUUGUAUUGCACAAGUAAAUGCUAGGUUUAGAUGUACAUGUACACCUUAUAUAUUUGGGGAGGAACUGUUGAUUGGCAUAUGGGUAACUUGUAGGAUGUAUAAAUGUGUAUUGAUUAUGCAUAGCGUAUUGGAAAUAUGGUUGUGAUCAUGCUGAUAAUGUUAUAAAUUUAUAUUUCUAGACAUGUGGCUGAGGCUUUGUGCCAGAGAUUGUAAAGAAUGUGUUAGAAUCAACAGCAGCCAUUCAGUAUAAGGCAGACUGGAAAAGGAUUAUAUUAUUGAUGGGGAAAAAUGGUUAAUCAGGAUAAGAAAUCAGAUUACAAUCGAAAGUACUAAUCAGCAGAUUCUUCAUUUGAACAGUUACUCAGAAGGGCCAUCAGUACAUGUAUAACAUGAGUUGUCCAGUAAUGGCUUGAAUUUGUAAGGUUUGAUGUAAAUACAUCUUCCGUGGAAGAGUUGAAGGCUUGAUUUGGUUCAGGAUAUGUGCAUUCCCAGCUUGGGACAUGUAUGUAGGGACGGAACAUACAAAAUCUGAGGUGUACAGGCCAUUUCACAAAGCAUGGACCUAGCUUCUGGAUCUUUUAGUCUUGGAGGCAUUCACGGUAUUUUGAGUUCAGAGAAACUGUGGCUUUUCUGUUUUGGUUCCAUAAUUCAACAUGCAAGGAUCAGGUUUGCUGCAAAUGAAUCCAGUGUUUAAUCGAAAGCCAAACUCUGAGGAAUCAUCCACAGUAUGUCUCACACCACCAAGUUUAUCAUGUUCAAAGAAAGUUGACAAUACAUAUAUCAUGAAGUGUAGCUGACAUUGUCAUAUUAAUGCCAUAUUUGUUAGGUAUGAAGUCAGUAGUGAUAAUGCAUUACCAAAAUUGAAAAAAAAUAGUCCUAUUACAUGCACACUAAACACUGUGUAAGAACCUAUUUUUCCCUGAUAAUUGAAAGUGUAAAUGGUGUGACCUGUUUGAAGGGGCUCUUGGAAGUGAUUCACUUGUUUUUCUUAAAAUCUGUUGUAACCAGGGGCCAAAUAUGAUUCCUAAAUGACUUCAAGCAACUCAUUCAGUAUUUGUUUACUUUUUGUUUCAAGUGAAUGUGGUAUUCUGUUUGGCCAUCAGAAGACAAUUCUCUGCCCCAAGUAAACCCACAUGGGGCAAAGUGGUAAAAUGUAAAAGUUUGCAUAUGUACUUACUUCCAGUGAUUUAAAAUCAGUGCGAGGUAAAAAAAAGAAAAGAAAAGAGAUUGGUAGAUUUAACGGUAAAGGUAACUUUUUUCCCUACACACUCACUCCUAGCAGAAUUUCCACUUAAGAUUCUACAAAUGAAGUCAAGAAUCUAAAUUGUCAACCAACAUUGGAGGUAUUUUUUAGAACGCUUUGUGGAUUUAGAACUCGUUGUAACAGACUCUACCACACCCCCCCCCAACUUUGGUUAAUUUGUUGAUUCUACCCACACAAACUCUUCCCUUGAUGAAGUUGAAACUUCAUUUCACAUAGCAGUAAGAAGGAGUGUGCAUGUAUUUUGUAUUGUUUUAAUAGUUGAAUUUAUUUGUCAUUUUAAUCAGUAUUCAGUCUACCUAACUGCAGGCUGUUACCACGGAGGAUUGUGUAGAAAAUAGGGCAUUUUGUGAAAUGAUUUUUGUAACAAGGUCAUUUUCCCAUUUUAUUUAUUUUUGAUUGUUGUGUUUUUGUUUUUUUCCUUUCACAAAAGAGGGUACCUUUGGGCUCUAGCUUUUAGUCUGCUCAAUCAUGCCGACCAUCACUAUUAUCUCUGACAUUCCAUGUGUUUGAUUUGAAAGACCUGCAACUUCCUCUUUUGGGUAUGUAGUUUGCAGGUCCUUUUAGUUACCAGACCUGCAAAUUCGAUUUGGUUACAUAAAGAGUCCUUGGUACGAAUAAAAUAUUGAUUCAUCUGUGAUGCCGCCAUUUCUGCAAACAAAUGGUAAAAGUUACAGACCACUUCACUAAAGUGGAAUUUGCAGAUUCUAGUUGCGCAGUUUGGAGUGCUCCAUUUGAUUACCCAUACUGCUUUAGUCAUUUUGCCUCACUUGUCUAGAGAAUUUGUUCUGUGUAGGUGCAAGUGGGAUGUUAUUGCAAUCUCUGCAGUGGGUCAAGAGUUGUAUGAAGAGGUUAAGAUUAUUCCUUGUAUUUAUUCUUCACUCUUGCCUAGUCUGUUUUCUUGAGUGAACAGGAAUGCAGUCCUCAUUCAAUCCUGACGCAAUUAUAGUUUGUACCGGUAAGCACUUAUCAGCCAGUGGCAUUGCGGGGGGGGGUUGCCUCCCCCUUGGGAACUGUUGCCCCUUUUGGAAAAUUGGAAUUUUUUUCCGGGGGGGAGGGCGGCUACACCCAUGGCAUCUGUAUGUUGAUACUUGUUAUUUUAUUGUUGAUUUAACAAGGUUCUUGAAAGAACCAUGCAUUAUACAAACUCAGUGGUGAAGUCAAGGGGGAAGGGCAACUGCCUCACUAUGGGAACUCCCCCCACCCCGAAGAGCACUGUUUAUAGCACUGAAAAUCAAACAUGCAAGAAACACUGCCGUGGAACAGCUGUCUUUAACUGAUAAUGGCACUGCUGUCUGAAACUGGGAGCUGCUAAGCAAUGAGUGUGUAAGUUUUUGCUUUUAGUAGUUAAACAGGUUACCAAACCAAGUGCCACUGGUGGGCGUGUUCACCUUGUGACUGGUUUCCCAUACACUUUUGCUGGCACUCCUGUCUGCUAAAAGACGCCUUUCCAUAGACACAUUUUUAGUGUGCAUCGUCCGUAUGCGCAAGUUACAAAGUGUGUUCAUUGAAAUUGUGCAGCACUUAAGCGUAGCAAACAAAUGCAGAUAUGGAAUGGACUAAAAGACGUACUAAAUGGACAGGCGCCUUGCACAGUAUUCUCCGCUUAGCAGCUUGUUGAAACUUGGGCCCUUCGUACGUGGUUUUUGUGUUGUUACAAUGGAUGUAGGUUUUGUUUAUACCCAUGAAAAGAUGCUGUCCAUGGCAUCCUUGACGGCAAGUACAUGUUCUUGUAUUUUGACAAGAGGACCUUUCAACAAGACGAGUGGUGUAUAAUUUGUAAGCAGUGGUGUGUACUGAACAGCAUUUCAUCAUUGCUUAAAAUUAAAAAUGUAGAGUGUCUGUAGUGUAUUGUAUUUUUAGUAUCUUGUUCUGCUUGAAAUUUAAUGUAUUGUUUUGUGGUGGUUAGAUGUGGUGUACACAAAAAUAUGAAAAAUGUAAAAAAUACAUGGGUCUCUCUGAAUUACUGUUGGUUAGAAAGACCUAUUUCUUUGUAUGGAUUCUUUUUUAUAUAUAUUUGUGUAUAUUUUAUGUUGAACCUUGUAAAUAUAUUGAAGUUGAGCCUAUUGAAACAUUUUAUCAGUAUGAUGUUUGUAUAGAAAUGGGGGAUUGGUUGAAAGUAUGAGAAAUAAAAUGUGUACUCAUGUCAUUUUUAACAAAA